Cordyceps fumosorosea ARSEF 2679 is the source of this 1293-nucleotide messenger RNA. RefSeq lists its product as hypothetical. NCBI's taxonomy places the organism in Eukaryota, Fungi, Ascomycota, Sordariomycetes, Hypocreales, Cordycipitaceae. The record is from RefSeq and is a predicted model, not a curated record. Bases 1 to 1293 code for a protein of 430 amino acids. The transcript has a single exon.
AUGGCCCCUCAGACGAGAAACCAGACGGCAGACAAUCAGCAGACGAAACCUAAAGAACAGAAGACAAAGCAGCGAGAGAAGAAUGGCAUCCCGAAAAAAGGUGACUCUGACAAGACAACAGAAACCUUGACGAAAACCCUCGAGGCCGCAGUGAAUGCGUACGAAAAAGCAGAUGACGGCAAAAAAGCGGAAAUGCAGAAUCAAGUGAAUGUUCGUCAACCCCUUGAUGAGCCGGAUGCGAUGACCGUGGACGAUGAGAAGCCGCCAGUAGAGCAAAACGUGAAAAAAGAGCCUGAAGAGGGCAGCAUGUUCGUGUCAAUGACUACCGGCGACCUGAAUCUUCCGUCAGAGAAUGGCGAAAACUUGCCGUCAGACCAAAAGCCGUCGUCCGACACGGAGCAGGACCUAAAGCCGUCCAGUGACAACAACCACGAAAAGCGUCCAGCGCCGAAAGUCAGCUUCCAGUAUGGCUUGGCAACGCCCUCAGUAGAGGCAGAAGACGAACUGGACUUGGUACUAGCAAAUCCCGUGCGUGAGAUCUUCCACGACGGCGCUUCUGAAAACGUAGGCUUUGCAAGGCUCGCGUUUGGCCGUCCUUUCGACAUCGAAAGACAAGGGCCACCGAACGCCGCAAGGUUUAGAUUCAAGCAUCAUAACGAUGGGUACCUGGGCAAGAGUCUCGACGAUAUUUCGUACGGGACCGAAAGACAGCUCAACGGCGGAAAGCUUUAUCAGUGCGGUGACAUGUUGUCAAUCCAAGGUGUUGCCUGGCAACCUCUCAAAGGGAUCGACCACUACUCGUCACUUGCGCCCCGCAAUUGGAAACAGGGAAGCAGAACAGUACGGCCUCCGAUGCGUAUCAUGGUGAAAUGGCUAGUCAAGGGUGAGGACGGUAAGGCUGUGGAAGAUAUGAAUGGGCGGAGAGUAACGGCAACGAGAUGGGAAAAGCGUGAUGCUGUGUGGAGGUGCUGGGAAGACGAACGAGGCCAUGGAGGUGCCACAGUUCUGUGUGAGGAGGAGUUGAGACUGGGUGAAGCUGUCAUUGUGGAAAAGGGAGACACCGUCUCACUUUGUGACUUUGUGAUUCUCACUGCUGCCUAUCGAUGCGAGGAACGAUUCAAGGAAUGGCAAUCGAAGCAGCGACCGGGAAGAGACCGCUCUCCUACUCCUGGCCUGCCUCUGUUGAAUAACAACGAGAAGCAGCCGGGUAGUGGAGAAAGCUCCGAUGAGGCGCGGUCACCCCAGCAUGCAAACAUCCCCGAGGCUGAGGAUCCCGCUGGCACUACCCACUAA